GAUAAUUUGUUUAACUUGUUCUCAAAGCCAAUUCUCUCCCCAAAACUUUUCACACUCUCUCUCUCUCUUAGAACUUGGGAACCAAAAUGGGUCAGGGAACUCCGGGCGGUUUGAACCGGCAAGGCCUACCGGGCGACCGAAAGCCCGACGGCAACGACAAGAAGGAGAAGAAGUUCGAGCCGGCGGCUCCGCCGGCCCGAGUGGGCCGCAAGCAGCGGAAACAGAAGGGUCCAGAAGCGGCGGCGAGGCUUCCGACGGUGACGCCGCUGACCAAGUGCAAGCUCCGACUACUGAAGCUGGAGCGGAUUAAGGAUUACCUGCUCAUGGAGGAGGAGUUUGUGACGAACCAGGAGCGGCUUAAGCCUCAGGAGGAGAAGGCCGAGGAGGACAGAUCUAAGGUCGACGAUCUACGUGGCUCGCCCAUGAGCGUCGGCAAUCUCGAGGAGCUGAUCGACGAGAACCACGCGAUUGUUUCGUCGUCGGUGGGGCCCGAGUACUAUGUGGGGAUCCUCUCCUUUGUCGAUAAGGACCAGUUGGAGCCUGGGUGCGCCAUUUUGAUGCACAAUAAGGUGCUUUCUGUUGUUGGGCUUCUGCAAGAUGAAGUUGAUCCAAUGGUUUCAGUAAUGAAGGUUGAAAAAGCUCCGCUGGAGUCAUAUGCUGACAUUGGUGGAUUAGAUGCCCAAAUACAGGAGAUUAAAGAAGCAGUUGAGCUCCCACUGACGCAUCCUGAGCUGUAUGAAGACAUUGGCAUCAGGCCUCCCAAGGGAGUCAUAUUGUAUGGAGAGCCUGGAACUGGCAAGACCUUGCUUGCAAAGGCUGUGGCUAACUCAACAUCAGCAACUUUCUUGCGUGUUGUUGGUAGUGAAUUGAUUCAAAAGUAUCUGGGAGAUGGUCCCAAGUUAGUGAGGGAGCUCUUUAGGGUUGCUGAUGACCUCUCACCCUCGAUUGUCUUCAUUGAUGAAAUUGAUGCAGUUGGUACAAAGAGGUACGAUGCCCAUUCAGGUGGUGAAAGGGAAAUACAGAGGACCAUGUUGGAGUUACUGAACCAAUUGGAUGGCUUUGACUCAAGAGGUGAUGUCAAGGUGAUUCUUGCAACAAACAGAAUUGAUAGUCUUGACCCAGCCUUGCUUCGACCAGGACGAAUCGAUAGAAAGAUUGAAUUUCCGCUUCCAGAUAUCAAAACAAGGAGGCGCAUCUUCCAGAUUCACACAUCAAGGAUGACAUUGGCUGACGAUGUUAACCUAGAAGAAUUCGUCAUGACUAAAGAUGAGUUCUCUGGGGCUGAUAUAAAGGCUAUAUGCACUGAAGCUGGUCUGCUUGCAUUGAGAGAGCGCCGAAUGAAGGUGACACAUGUGGACUUCAAGAAGGCCAAGGAGAAGGUUAUGUUUAAGAAGAAGGAAGGUGUUCCAGAAGGACUUUACAUGUGAAGAAAUCACCUGGACCGUGUACUUUCAAGGAUACAUCCACAUCCCUUUCUGUUCAUGGUGUGGAUUAGAAUAUUAAACUUUUUCAAAGUUGCUUGUGCUUUUGAAUUCGAAUGUUUAAUGAUGCAUCCUUGAGUGCUGUUACCUCAACUUCAAAUUUCAAAUAUAUGCCAGCUUAUUCUGUCA
Messenger RNA from Rosa rugosa (rugosa rose), 1610 nucleotides. Its product is annotated as 26S proteasome regulatory subunit 4 homolog B. Gene Ontology annotation, molecular function: proteasome-activating activity; ATP hydrolysis activity; ATP binding. The transcript is spliced from 6 exons. Gene Ontology annotation, cellular component: proteasome regulatory particle, base subcomplex. Lineage: Eukaryota; Viridiplantae; Streptophyta; Magnoliopsida; Rosales; Rosaceae. The record is from RefSeq and is a predicted model, not a curated record. Bases 87 to 1427 code for a protein of 446 amino acids. Gene Ontology annotation, biological process: proteasome-mediated ubiquitin-dependent protein catabolic process.